This is a messenger RNA of Vicia villosa (hairy vetch), 1631 nucleotides long. RefSeq names its product protein SLOW GREEN 1, chloroplastic. Lineage: Eukaryota; Viridiplantae; Streptophyta; Magnoliopsida; Fabales; Fabaceae. The transcript has a single exon. The coding region runs from base 215 to 1201 and encodes 328 amino acids. Gene Ontology annotation, molecular function: protein binding. The record is from RefSeq and is a predicted model, not a curated record.
ACAAAAAACAAAGGUUCAAGAGCAGCCACACCUACCUCCACCCAAACCCAUGUGAACCUUGUGUAUUCUUUAUUUCAUUUCAAAUCUUAAACCCCUAAAUCAACUCAAUAACCUAACCACCCCCUAUAACUGCAUUGCACCUUCUUCUCUAACAUCGUUCUCUCCACCCACCGCACUCUCCAUUCCAUUCAAACCCUAAAACUAAAUCUCCACCAUGACUUCCACCAUUCCCACUUCACCUUCCUUCUCCAUCCUCUCCUUCAAUCCAACAAUUACCAACACUCCUUCUCAAUUCCCCCCUAACCUCCCUCUCCGCCUCCGCCACCGUCGACUCACCGUCAAAGCCCACUCUUCCAACUCCCCUGUCAUCCACCACCUCAAAAACAUCGCCGGUGCAGCAGUCUUCGCCGCCGCAACCGCCACCGCCGCCCUCACAUUUUCACCUUUCCCCGCCAGAGCUGAACCACCGCCCACACUCACCGAAGUCCUCCCGGAAACUGAAAUCGAAACUGAAACAGACACAGCUCUCGCCGGCGGAGAUACCGACACCGGAAUAACAUCGCCUCUGUCCGAAUUCCUCGAAACAAACUAUGAAUCUUCAUCACCGGAAGCUCUGAAGUCUCUUCUUCAGCAGAAGCUCGACCUCGGCGAGGACGAAGAGGCAUUAAAGAUCCUCAAACAUCUGAUCUCAUCGCAACCAGAAGUAUCAGACUGGAAGUUCCUCGCGGCGAGGUUAACUACUGAAAUUGGAGAUACUGAUAGCGCGAGAAGUUUCUACGACGAAAUCUUAAAGUCAAACCCGCUUUCAUUCGAAGCGCUUUUUGAAAACGCGCUUUUGAUGGACCGUUGCGGAGAAGGAGAUGCCCUAAUUGAACAGCUUGAAGAUGCUAUGAGAGUUGCUUUGGAAGACAACAAGGAAAAGGAAGGGAGGGAUGUGAGAUUGAUAAUUGCUCAGAUUCUGUUUCUGCGGAAGAGUGUUGAUGAAGCUUUGGGUUUGUAUGAGAUAUUAAUCAAAGAAGAUCCUAAUGAUUUUAGGCCUUAUUUUUGCAGGGGAGUGAUUUAUACAUUGCUUGAUAAGAAUGAUGAGGCGAAGGAGCAAUUUGCAAAGUAUAGGGAGUUGUCUCCUAAGAAGUUUGAGGUUGAUGGUUACUUGAGAACACCUUUGUCAAAGAUCAAAGAUUUUGGUACUGAUCAAAGCUAGAAUUAUAAUAGUAAAUUAUAGUUAUAGUUAUUAUAGUAGGAUUAAUGAUAAAUUUGAGGUCUUUUUUGCAAUUGGUUGGAAUAAAACAAGAUGAUUCUUCUCUUUACCUGCAAUCUUACCGAGCCUGAUCCUAUAAUCUGGGUUAGUGGUCGGCCACAUGGAUCAACUUUUGUUAUAAUGUUUUUUCCGGGAUUAUACUGGUGGGAUGUUAAAAGAGAUUAAUUGUAUGUUUAGUGAUAGAGAUAUAAUAAGGAUGACAAUUGAAUUGGUUAUAUUGAACUCCACUGUACUUUUUGUGUCAUUGGUAACUAGUUUUUGAGGAUGAUUUGUCAUCUGCAUUUGGAGAGCUAGUUACUAGCCACAUGUUGUAACAAAGGGCUUGCUUUCUUGCCAUGCUAUUAUUUAAUAAGGAAACUUUAUGCCAACUGAA